Messenger RNA from Nelumbo nucifera (sacred lotus), 924 nucleotides. RefSeq names its product large ribosomal subunit protein uL6. Gene Ontology annotation, cellular component: cytosolic large ribosomal subunit; ribosome. Gene Ontology annotation, molecular function: rRNA binding; structural constituent of ribosome. Gene Ontology annotation, biological process: cytoplasmic translation. The record is from RefSeq and is a predicted model, not a curated record. NCBI's taxonomy places the organism in Eukaryota, Viridiplantae, Streptophyta, Magnoliopsida, Proteales, Nelumbonaceae.
UUUCUUUCUUGUUGUGCGUCUCUGCUCUGCCGAUCCCUAAACCCUGUUACGCAGAGAGGAGGAGCGAAGGCGGAAAAAUGAAGACCAUCUUGUCUUCGGAGACGAUGGACAUCCCUGAUGGGGUGAAGGUCAAGGUGAAGGCGAAGAUGAUCGAGGUGGAGGGCCCCCGAGGAAAGCUCUGCAGGAACUUCAAGCACCUUAACUUGGAUUUCCAGCUCAUCAAGGAUGAGUCGGGGAAGAGGAAGCUUAAGAUCGACGCCUGGUUCGGCUCGAGGAAGACCACCGCGGCCAUUCGGACGGCCAUCAGCCACGUCGAGAAUCUCAUCAAGGGCGUCACCAAGGGAUACCGAUACAAGAUGAGAUUCGUCUAUGCUCACUUCCCCAUCAAUGCCAGCAUCACCAAUGGCAGCAAGAGCAUCGAGAUCCGUAACUUCCUUGGUGAGAAGAAGGUUCGUAAGGUGGAUAUGCUUGAAGGUGUAAGCAUUGUUAGGUCUGAGAAGGUGAAGGAUGAGCUCGUAUUGGAUGGGAAUGAUAUUGAACUAGUCUCACGGUCAGCUGCCUUGAUCAACCAGAAAUGCCAUGUAAAGAACAAGGAUAUAAGGAAGUUCCUUGAUGGUAUCUAUGUAAGCGAGAAGGGAGCAAUUGCUGAAGAUGAGUGAUUGAUUAGCUAUAGCUCUUAGUUUCAGUUGAUUUUUUUAAUGGAGAGGCUGGUUAGUUGUUUUUUCUUUUGGUUGCUCCAUAGUCUGUUCCUUCAGUUUAUUGAGACACCAUCUUCAAAUUGUUUGGAGUUUAAAAUUUUGUGGAAUCAGACUUUAAAAUUAUAUCAUGUUCUAGUUGUUUCUUUUAAGUCGUACUCAUUGGCAUAUAUAGCUACUUUUACUUCUCUCAGGUUCAGCCUCUAAAUGCAAUUUGUCAUUGGGUUCA